AUAAAACAGUUGUACAGCCCGGGGUUAUGACUUUAGUAAAUGACACCUGUUGUUACCCAUUGCUCAACUAUUUAAGUAUAUAUUCCUCAAAAACAUGAACUCAAUUCCAGUUCACAAGUGAAUUUUUAAGUAAUGAAAUGCAAUAUUUUAUCAGGUCUUAUAAUAUUAGGCUAUAUCUCAUCUAUAAGAUGUAAAAUUGUUCAAAUUGAAGAUGGAAAGUUGGAAGGAACAUUAAUGAAGACUCGUAAAGGUUUUGAUGUUUACGCGUUCCUUAAAAUUCCUUUUGCAGAACCACCAGUUGGAAAACUACGAUUUCAGCCACCAGUUCCAAAGAAAAAGUGGAAUGAGAUUUUAAAUGCAACAGAAUUUGGACCAGCUUGCAUGCAAAAUGCCAAUGGCUUAACAGUUUCUGAAGAUUGUCUUCAUUUAAAUGUCUUUACAAAGGAUUUAGAUCCAGCUGAAUUGAAGCCAGUCAUUGUUUAUAUCCAUUAUGGGGCUUUCGUAACUGGAUCUUCUGUUUUUGGUUGUCAUCCUGGUUAUCUUCUCGAUCGUGACGUCAUGCUUGUAACUAUAAACUAUCGACUUGGACCAUUUGGGUUUCUCGCAACGGGAACAAAAGAUGCAUAUGGAAAUAUGGGACUUAAAGAUCAAUCCUUAGCAUUAAAAUGGAUUAAAAAGAAUAUCGAUAAAUUUGGUGGUGAUCCAGAUCAAGUCACAAUCACUGGAUUGUCGGCUGGUGGAUUUUCAGUUACAUCUCAUAUCGCUUCGGAAAUGUCAAAAGGAUUGUUUAAAAGAGCUAUUGCACUGAGUGGUGCUAUCACAUGGCAAACUGGUCUGGAUAGGAAUAAUAUUGAUAAAGCUAAGCAAAUGGCUUUGAGGCUCAACUGUCCAAUAAAUUUGAAUGUAUUGGUUAAGUGUUUGAAAACGAAAUCUGCCAUUGAGAUAGUGCAAGUGAGUGUAGAUGGCUAUUUUGGAUGUCUUUCAAUGCCGUGGGUUCCAGUUGUUGAGCCAGACUUGGGUCAAGAACGAUUUUUUACAGACGAUCCAAACAAGUUGUUAAAAACUGGAAAGUUCAAUAGAGUUCCUGUAAUGAUUGGUGUCACAGCAGAUGACUUUAUAUCACCUGUUGCUAGUCUGCUGAACAAUGAAGAGUCGUUGGAUUUGUUGAAUAAUAAUUUUUCAGAAAUUGCAUCGAAAUGUUUCUUUUUUAAAGGAAAUGGAAUCAGAACGACCGAAGAAAUUGCCAAAAUAUUUAAAAAUCAUUAUUUACCGUACGAUAAAAUAGAUCAGACAGCAUUUAACAGUUUAAGUCAAUUAAGUGCAGAUGGGAUAAUUGGCUAUGCAGUUCAUAGAUUUGCACAUUAUGCUGCACAAUUUACUGAUGUUUAUUACUAUAAAUUCACUUAUAUGGGUGAACGUAGCAACUUUCAUUAUCCAAGGAAUAAGCCAUAUGUAGCUCAUCAUGGUGAUGACAUCAACUACAUUUUAUCAUCAAAUUAUCCACCAGCAAUUAAAGAAUCUGAUCCUGAUAAUUUUAUGGUCGAGCGAUUGACAAGAAUUUGGGAACAAUUUGCAAAGUAUGGCAAUCCAAACAACAAGACUGAUGAAGUUCUGGCUGACUUAAAUUGGCCUAAACUCGACACAGUUGAUGAAUAUUUCUUAGACAAUGGCAAAAACAUGGUUGAAAAGCGUGGUCUUUAUCUUGAACGAUAUCAUGUGUGGGAUGAUUUGGAAAAUACAUCAAGAAUUUCUUAUUUUGACAAUUCAAAUGUUAAAAUUAUUUUUGGAGUCAUUGAUAAGAAAUCUGACUCUGAAAUUGGCAAUUUAACGAAUGUCAUUGACAAUUUUUUAAAAGAAUCUCUGUCAUGAGUUGUCGUACACAUGUCGC
Chironomus riparius is the source of this 1888-nucleotide messenger RNA. The record is from the annotation of a GenBank genome assembly. Lineage: Eukaryota; Metazoa; Arthropoda; Insecta; Diptera; Chironomidae.